[Candida] anglica is the source of this 1718-nucleotide messenger RNA. Lineage: Eukaryota; Fungi; Ascomycota; Pichiomycetes; Serinales; Debaryomycetaceae. The record is from the annotation of a GenBank genome assembly.
GUACCAGUAUAAGAAUUUUGGACUUACAUAUAUAUUUUGCAUCCAAUGAGUAGUACUAGUUCUUCAUUGAGCGAAAAGGCUGCAACUAAAGCCACCGUUAGCAAUGGUCACAUUCACUCAUUUGUAGGAUGUAAGGGAGAAAAGCUCAAUUUUGCAGUCGCAGUUCUUGCAGGGGUUGGCUUUUUGCUUUUUGGAUAUGAUCAGGGUGUCAUGGGUAGUCUUCUUACAUUGAAAUCAUUCACAGAAACAUUCCCCGAAAUGGAUACUGGGGGAAACUCUGCCCUUCAAGGUGCAGUUAUUGCCUUGUAUGAAAUAGGGUGUAUGGCAUCUGCGCUCUCAACUAUGUACUUUGGAGAUAAGUAUGGAAGACUUAAAUUGAUUUUUAUUGGUUCCAUUAUCAUGUUGAUCGGUGGUGCACUUCAAGCAUGUGCGUACAAUAUAACACAUUUAACAAUCGCUCGUAUUGUGACUGGGCUUGGAAAUGGGUUUAUCACAGCUACCGUUCCCAUCUGGCAAGCUGAAGUAGCAAAGCCUAAAAUGAGAGGUAAACUCAUCAUGUUACAAGGUUCACUUAUUGCACUCGGAAUUACUAUCUCAUACUGGGUUGAUUUUGCAUUUUACUUUUUAGAUGUGGAAGGUGCGCUGUAUAGAAAUGUAUCUUGGAGAUUCCCUAUUGCAUUUCAAUGUGUUUUCCCAAUUAUUAUCAUUCCAUUAGUUCUCAAGUUUCCAGAAUCACCCAGAUGGUUGCUUCGUAAACUGAGAGAAGAAGAAGCCCGGAUUGUGUUCUCUGCUUUAUAUGACGCGCCAGUCGACGACCAUUUGGUGAAUGCUCUGGUAGAUGAGAUCAAGCAAUCGAUUGCCAUUGAAGAGAAAGAAGGUGCAGACAAAUUCAAUAUGAGAAGUCUUUUGUUCCAAGGUGAUACCAAAAACUUCCAAAGAACUAUGCUUGCCGCUUGGUCACAGAUUAUGCAACAAAUAACAGGUAUCAAUUUAAUUACCUAUUAUGCUGGAACAAUCUUUGAACGGUAUAUUGGGAUGUCACCAUUUAACUCGAGAAUUUUGGCCGCAUGCAAUGGUACAGAGUACUUUUUAGCAUCAUUGUUGGCCUUUUGGACCAUUGAAAGAUUUGGUCGUAGAAACUUAAUGAUGGUGGGUGCCGCUGGACAAGCAGUUUGUAUGGCGAUACUUACAGGAACAACUUGGGCAGCAGAUCCUGAGCAUAAUGAUAGUCAAGCUGCUGGUAUUAUCGCUGCCCUUUGUCUCUAUUUGUUUAACACAUUCUUCGGAUUCUCAUGGUUGGGUAUUGCAUGGUUAAUUCCACCAGAAAUUCUUCCUCUUGGUAUUCGUGCACCUGCAACUGGUAUCUCCACAGCUUGUAAUUGGGGCUUCAAUUUCAUGGUUGUUAUGAUCACUCCUGUUGCAUUCAAUAAUAUCGGAUCUUAUACAUACACUAUAUUUGCAGUGAUUAACCUUCUCAUGGUACCAGUUGUGUAUUUCCUUUAUCCAGAAACCGCAGGAAGAAGUUUGGAAGAGAUGGACAUUAUCUUUUCUCAAACACCUACUAAUAAACCGUGGAAGAGUGUCGCUAUUGCCCAUACAUUACCAUUUAUGCAUGCUGGUGCUGACGAUAACCGAGAUAUCGAAGCCAAACGCCAUGGGGAUGUUGAGCAUGUGGAAAUGGUGGGAGAUGAAGCUCUUACCACUAAGGAAUAGAAUCU